This is a messenger RNA of Nasonia vitripennis (jewel wasp), 2961 nucleotides long. RefSeq names its product ribonucleoside-diphosphate reductase large subunit (gene RnrL). The transcript is spliced from 9 exons. The record is from RefSeq and is a predicted model, not a curated record. Gene Ontology annotation, biological process: DNA replication; deoxyribonucleotide biosynthetic process. Gene Ontology annotation, cellular component: ribonucleoside-diphosphate reductase complex. Gene Ontology annotation, molecular function: ribonucleoside-diphosphate reductase activity, thioredoxin disulfide as acceptor; ATP binding. Lineage: Eukaryota; Metazoa; Arthropoda; Insecta; Hymenoptera; Pteromalidae. The coding region runs from base 194 to 2614 and encodes 806 amino acids.
ACAGAUGGCGGUGAACGGUACGGAGUAGUUUGCCGCUAAAAAUUCCAGACUUUCUGCGUUUUGGCGGGCGAACGUAGGCUCAGACGCUGAGCAUCAGCCGCGCAUAUAGAAGGAUACCGGAACGUUACAAGAUCGGCCUAGCUGACUUAAAAUUGCAUUUUCGCGAGUAUUUCCUUAGAUUAAACGAAGAAAAAUGGUAGCCAAGGGGAAGAUGUACGUGCUGAAGCGCAAUGGACGCAAGGAGGAGGUUCAUUUCGACAAAAUUACUUCCAGAAUUCAAAAGUUAUGCUAUGGCUUGGACAUGGAAUAUGUCGAUCCAACUGCCAUUACAUUCCGAGUUAUCAAUGGUUUGUAUUCCGGUGUCACAACAGUGGAACUUGAUAACCUGGCUGCAGAGACUGCUGCCACGAUGACAACCAAGCAUGCGGAUUAUGCCAUUCUAGCAGCCAGAAUAGCAGUAUCCAAUUUACACAAAGAAACCAAGAAAGUAUUCAGCGAUGUGAUGUCAGAUCUACACUUUGUGAUUGAUCCCAUCACCAAAGAGCAAAGACCUAUGAUAAGUGAGGAAUACCACAGCAUCAUUCAGACACACAAGGAUAAGCUGAAUUCUGCCAUCAUCUAUGAUAGAGAUUUUGGAUACAAUUACUUUGGAUUUAAGACUUUGGAAAGAAGUUAUUUGAUGAAGAUCAAUAAAAAGGUAGUUGAACGUCCACAGCACAUGCUCAUGAGAGUUGCUGUAGCUAUUCACAAAGAUGAUCUCGAGAAAGUUAUUGAGACUUACAACUAUAUGUCUGAGCGUUAUUUUACCCACGCAUCGCCAACGCUUUUUUCGGCUUGUACUUUACGUCAGCAAAUGUCGAGUUGUUUCCUUCUUACAAUGACUGAAGACAGUAUUGAAGGAAUUUAUGAUACACUGAAGAGAUGUGCUUUAGUCAGCAAAUCUGCUGGUGGCAUUGGUUUGAGUGUUCACACUAUAAGAGCCACUGGUACUCGAAUUUCUGGCACAAACGGUGUAUCUAAUGGUUUAGUUCCUAUGAUUAGAGUAUACAAUAACACUGCGCGUUACGUCGAUCAAGGUGGAAACAAGAGACCUGGAGCGUUUGCCAUGUAUUUGGAACCGUGGCAUGCUGACAUCUUCGAAUUUCUCGAUCUCAAAAAGAACACAGGUAAAGAAGAAAACAGAGCGAGAGACCUUUUCUAUGCUUUAUGGAUCCCGGACUUGUUCAUGAAGAGAGUUCUUGAGGACACAAAGUGGAGUUUAAUGUGUCCACAUGAAUGUCCUGGAUUACCUGAUGUUUGGGGAGAGGAAUUUGAUAAAUUAUACAUAAAGUAUGAGGAAGAGAAACGCUACAAGCGACAAAUUGAUGCCCGAGAAUUGUGGACUGCGAUUUUAAUGUCUCAAGUUGAAACUGGAACCCCUUACAUGUUAUACAAAGAUCACUGUAAUCGCAAAUCCAAUCAACAAAACCUUGGUACUAUCAGAAGCAGUAAUUUAUGCACGGAAGUUGUGCAGUAUUCUUCUCCAGACGAAGUAGCCGUGUGCAAUUUAGCAUCUAUUGCCGUUAAUAUGUUUGUAAAUACCAGUAAAAAAACGUACGAUUUUGCAAAACUUAAGGAAGUCGCAAAAGUCACAACAAGAAAUUUGGAUAAAAUUAUUGACCUAAAUUACUACCCCAUCCCAGAAGCAGAAAGGUCCAACACGAGGCACAGGCCCAUUGGCAUUGGUAUUCAGGGUUUGGCUGAUGCCUUUUUAUUAAUGCGCUAUCCAUUUGAAAGUGAAGAGGCUCAAUUACUGAACACCCAAAUUUUCGAGACUUUGUAUUAUGGUGCUUUAGAAGCUAGUUGCGAAAUAGCUAAAGAAAAGGGGCCAUACUCGACGUAUGCAGGUUCACCAGUUAGCAAAGGCAUUUUACAAUACGACAUGUGGAAUGUAACACCAACCAGUCUCUGGGACUGGACUGCCCUGAAAGCUAAAAUUGCAGAACAUGGUGUUCGCAAUUCUUUGUUACUUGCGCCAAUGCCAACAGCUUCGACCGCACAAAUUUUGGGCAACAACGAAUCGAUAGAGCCCUACACAAGCAACAUUUACACCAGGCGUGUUCUUUCUGGAGAAUUCCAGGUCGUCAAUCCUCAUUUGUUGAAAGACUUGACAGACAGGGAUCUGUGGGACGAGGAGAUGAAGAAUGAAAUAAUCGCAAACAACGGUUCGGUUCAGAACGUUGCAAGGAUUCCUGAUGAAUUGAAGAAACUGUACAAAACAGUCUGGGAGAUUUCGCAAAAGACCAUUUUGAAAAUGGCUGCGGAUCGAGGUGCCUUCAUUGAUCAGUCUCAGUCUCUAAAUGUACACAUAGCUCAGCCAACAACGGAAAAGCUCACGUCGAUGCACUUCUACGGCUGGCGAGCGGGUCUAAAAACCGGUAUGUACUAUUUAAGAACGAAGCCUGCCGCAAACGCACUGCAGUUCACCGUCGAUAAAUCGAAACUUAAAAUUCAAACGCCUUUGAAGAAUGGUAGCGCGGACAAGAACGGUUCAAUGACACAAGAAGAGGAAGAAGAGGCAAUGUUGGUCUGCUCGCGGGAAAAUGGUGAUGCUUGCAUGAUGUGCAGUGCGUAAAUUCUAUCAUUAUUUUACAUUUUGCAAUUAAAUCGUGAAGCUUCAUACUUUUUUAGUUUUUAAGUCAAAAGGAAUAUAAAAUUUAUUUGUAAACGUCUAGAAUAUCUGAAAUUAAUUUAUAUUGUUUAUGUGCAACAUUAACAAAUUUUAACGUGUAGCCUGUAAGUUAGAUUAUUAUGAGACUGCCAGUAACUGGCUUGUGGUUCAUUUUUAUUGUAUCCACAUAUUCCCAACUUCAUUUUGCUGAAUCAAAGACAAAAAGUGAAUUUUGUACAUAAUUAUAGAGAUAAAUAAUACAAAACUGUUUUUAAGAUUUUUUAAAACGAAUAAAAGACAUUGACAAAAUA